This is a messenger RNA of Dovyalis caffra, 2838 nucleotides long. Lineage: Eukaryota; Viridiplantae; Streptophyta; Magnoliopsida; Malpighiales; Salicaceae. The record is from the annotation of a GenBank genome assembly.
AUGGAUGGGAGUAAAAGCUUGAUACAGUUGGUCUUUUCUUGGUCUGUUCAAGAUGUUCUUAACGAAGACCUCUAUAAGGACAAGGUGAGGAAAAUUCAGAAGACAUUCCCGUCAGUCACUCACUAUAGGAACUCAUUUAUUCCACCACUUAUUGAGGAAACUCGUGCUGAUUUGUGUUCAAGCUUGAUGACGGUGUCGUUGGCACCAGCAUGUGAAAUAUUGUACAUUGAGAAGUCUGGGGAUUACAAGGAGCCUGAUGAUUUGAUAUAUGAUGUUGGAGUGAAUAAAAUGAGUGAUGCGGAAAAUGAGAAGGAAGUGUAUGUGCCUGAGAAUGGAGAUCUCCUUGUGUUGGCAGAGGUACGGCCGAAAUGCAUUGCUGAUUUGAGCUGGUCUAGUGGAUUAUACAAGAUUGCUUUAGUUCAAAGGAAAAAAAGAUUUGAACAUGAAGAUUAUGACGAGAUUCAAAUUUUAUCAUCCAAGGCCAUAGAAGAGCAAGACAUGCAGAAACGUAACGAGCGAAAGACUCGUUUUGCUGUUUUUCUAACAAACAUGAAAACACAUGUUCGAAUAUGGAAGGCACUGAACCUGCUAGGAGAAGGGAACAUGGGCAUCAUUAAACAAGUGCUGCAAACUGAUUCCACUGUGGUAGACAAUUGUGCCAAGUGUUUCAUUAGAGAAAAGCGCAGCGUUGAUGUAUCAACUUUAGGUGCAUAUAUUCGCUCUUUUGAUCUAAAUGCUUCCCAAGAAGAAGCAGUUUUAACCUGCAUAUGUGCGAGGGAAUGCUGUCAUCAGAAUUCGGUCAAGCUAAUAUGGGGUCCUCCUGGGACAGGAAAAACAAAGACUGUUGGUGCAUUAUUAUUUGCAUUUUUUAAAAGGAAAUGCAGAACACUUACUUGUGCCCCAACUAAUGUGGCAGUGUUAGAAGUUACGUCGCAGCUUCUGAAUUUGGUAAUCCCAGAGCUUGAAUAUCAGACGUAUGGUCUUGGAGAUAUUAUCUUAUUUGGGAAUGGUGAGCAGAUGAAGAUCAGUAACCGUGAUGACCUUCUUGAUGUAUUUCUCGACUGUCGCGCUCAUAUACUUUCCGAUUGUUUUGCACCUUCAUGUGGGUGGAAUUAUCUUGUAAGAUUGCUGAUAUGCUUGCUUGAAGAUCCUGGCAAGCUUUACUAUGAGUACCUGGAAAAACAAGUCAAUAGAAAGAAAGACAAAAAUUUCAAAGCACGAGAGAAGGGGAUUCUGGGUAAUGAGAAGCUUCAAAACAAUGGAGAAAAACAGGAUGACGUCAAUGCUGAAGAAUCCAGAAACCAAAAUAACAACUCUUCUCGAAGGAAACUUAUUUCACAAACCUUAGAAGAAAGCAAGAAGACAUGGAAGGAGAAAUCUUAUUGUAGGAAGGAAAGCCGCAUGAAGCACAGCAGAAAAGAGGACAAAGUUCCUCUUUCUCAAAAUCAUGAAAUUGAUGGAUUGACAUUUGAGGAGUUUGUAAACCGUAUAUUUAAUGACUGCAAAGAUCAGAUACGGAUGCAUGUUGUAAUCAUGUAUACUCACUUGCCAACCUCUAUCAUUUCUCCAAGAGUGGUAAAAAUGAUGAUUAAAUUUCUUGAGUUUCUUGAACUGCUUGAUUCUUUAUUACAGGCUGCUGAUGAAGGUUUAAGUCAUGCCUGCAGCCAACCUAUGGAUGAAAUUAACGGAAUUGGCUUUUCUAAGCAGUCGAAGCUGGAUGAGGCUAGAAAACAUUGCCUUCAAACACUCAAAUUGCUCCACAGUAAAUUUACUCUUCCAGACAUUUCUGGGAAAUCUAAGAUCAAACAUUUCUGUUUAGAAAAUGCUCGCUUGAUAUUUUGCACUGCUUCAAGCUCUGCUAAGUUGUAUGCAGAGGAUAUGUUACGACUGAGUGUGGAAGUGUUGAUUUUAGAUGAAGCAGCCCAACUGAAAGAGUGUGAAUCAACUAUUCUUUUACAAUUUCCUGGUGUGCGUCAUGCUAUCCUCGUUGGGGAUGAGUGCCAGUUGCUUGCAAUGGUUCAAAGCGAGGCUUCUAAGAAGGCUGGAUUUGGAAGAAGUUUAUUCCAAAGACUGGCACAACUGGGACACAAAAAGCACCUUCUGAAUGUUCAGUAUAGAAUGCAUCCAUCAAUAAGCUUGUUUCCAAAUGUAGAGUUCUAUGGAAAGCAGAUUAUUGAUGCUCCACUUGUUAAAGAAAGAAGCAAUGGAAAGUGUCUUCUUCAAGGAAAAAUGUAUGGCAGCUAUUCUUUCAUAAAUGUAGCCUAUGGACAUGAAGAGGUUGAUGGUGGGAAAGGCCAAAAAAAUGUGGCAGAGGUAGCCGUUGUCUCUGAAAUAAUUGCGAAACUUUUUAAAGAAUCAGUUUUGACGAAAGAGAGAUUAAGCAUUGGUGUUAUAUCACCUUACAAUGCUCAGGUUUCUGCUAUUCAGGAGAAACUUGGAAAGACAUUAAGUAGGGGUUCUGGCAUUGGUUUCUCUGUCAGCGUGCGCUCUGUUGAUGGGUUUCAAGGUGGCGAGGAAGAUAUUGUAUUAAUCUCCACUGUCAGACGUGAUUUGAUGGGUUUGGCCGGGUUCCUUUCCAGUCCCCAGGGAACAAAUGUGGCUUUGACUCGUGCAAGGUAUUGCCUCUGGAUUGUGGGAAAUGGAGUAACUUUAAGUAAUAGUAAUUCUGUUUGGGAGAGAUUGGUCAUUGAUGCCAAGACUCGGGGAUGUUUUUAUAAUGCUGACGAGGAUGAGAGUUUGGCUCAGGCUAUCGUAGCUGCACUGAUGGAGGUUGACAAACCUGAUCAAUUUCCUAAUGUAGAUUCAGUCCUGUUUGAAAAUGCAAGGUGGAAGAAAUAG